UAGUUUUUCCUUUCUCACUACUCUUUGUGGUUUGCAGUAAGGGAGCGUACAGGACUGGGUUCUUCUUCUUCUGCUGCUGUUCAGUUCUUAGUGUGUCCAUCCAUCAGUGGAUUCAGGAUUUGAGCAAACAUGUGGCGUCCACAGAAAGAGCAGGUGCACCCUGCUCCGGGGUCUGACUGCUGAGCAAUGCUUGGCAAAACUCAGCCAACGCCCAGUAAGCUUAACUUGGUAAAUUCGGACGCGUGUGACUCAUCGGACGAAUACGACAAAAUCACCAUGGCUGACCUGGUGGAGAGCCUGGAUGCCAGAGAGCUGGACCUUGAGGAGGGAGACGACUUGGACUACGAUGGGAACUACUUGGGCGACUGUCGGAUCCCCUUUUCUGCGGUGUACGCCACCGUGGGCUUCAGGGAGAACAGCGCUAAAGUCUACCUGCCCACCGUUCCCGUCACUGCUCGCAUCUUGGAGGUUGAGCGGUUUGCUGCAGCACAGGAGCGCUUUAACUUAUCACACCACAGGAGUGUGAAUAAGUCUCUGCCAGCAGUGUUUCGCAUUGAAAUGAAGCAUGGAGAGUUCACCUGGGUGAUAAAGAGGAAGGAGAAGCAUUUCCUGGAGCUGCACCGAGAGCUGAGGACCUACAAGACCCUCAUGAGGAUACCGCUGCCGUCACGCAGCCACACGGUAAGGAGGAAAACGGUGAAGAAAAGUGAGGUGAGGGAGAUGCCGACUUUGCCCCGGGGCGGAGGAGACGAGCUGGCCCGAGACGAGCAGGUUUCCAGCAGGAGGAGACAGUUGGAGGAUUACCUGAACGGCCUUCUCAAGAUGGCUUUGUACCGCAAACUCCACUACACUAUGGAGUUCAUUGACGUCAGUCAGCUGUCGUUCAUUCAUGAUUUGGGGCCCAAAGGACUGGAGGGGAUGAUCUACAAGCGCUCAGGCGGACACCGCAUCCCCGGCUUGAACUGCUGCGGUCAGAACCGAGCCUGCUACCGGUGGUCCAAACGCUGGCUCAUCGUGAAGGACUCCUUCCUGCUGUACAUGAAACCAGACUCUGGAGCGAUUUCCUUCGUUCUGCUGGUGGAUAAAGAGUUCAGCAUCAAGAUGGACUCUAAGGACACAGAGACCCAACACGGAGUCCGCAUCGAUAGCCUCUCCAGGACUCUUGUGUUCAAGUGCAUCAGCUACAGACACGCUCGCUGGUGGGGUCAGAGCAUCGAGAGCUUCGUGAGGAGCCACGGGAAAGCCUUCCUCAGAGAUCACCGCUUUGGGUCGUUUGCACAAGAACAGGAAAACAUCCCUGCCAAAUGGUAUGUGAAUGGAAAGACUUACAUGGAGGAUGUGGCUGACGCUUUGGAAGAAGCUUCAGAGGAAAUCUUCAUCACUGACUGGUGGCUGAGCCCAGAGAUUUUCCUGAAAAGACCUGUGGUGGAGGGCAACAGAUGGCGGCUUGAUUUUAUCCUCAAACGCAAAGCACAACAAGGAGUCCGAAUCUUUGUGAUGCUGUAUAAGGAGGUGGAGCUCGCCUUGGGCAUCAAUUCUGGCUACAGCAAAAGGACACUCAUGCAUCUACACCCCAACAUCAAGGUGAUGCGCCAUCCAGACCACGUCUCCUCCUCCGUCUAUCUGUGGGCACACCACGAGAAAAUCGUGGUCAUCGACCAAUCAGUGGCCUUUGUGGGUGGGAUCGACCUGGCGUACGGUCGCUGGGACGACGGAGAGCAUCGGUUGACGGAUGUCGGCAGCGUGACACGCUCUGUUGCCUUGGAGCAGGGACUGCUCCCCCCCGAUGGAGUCUCUCAGACUAACGGUCAAGGCAAGCCGCCUGCAGAUCCCACAGACCCGCCGAAGCUGAAGGGAGUCGGACGCAACCGGAUCGCCCGCUUCAGCCUGUACAGACACCUGCAGAAGCACACUCUGCAGCACGUGGACAGUGUCAGCAGUGUCGACAGUGCAGGGAGUGCUUCUGUGGGAAGCCUUAAAACUGGUGUUGGAGAGCUGCAGGGCAACACCCGAUUCUGGCACGGAAAAGACUACUGCAACUUCGUCUACAAGGACUGGAUCCAGCUGGAGAAACCUUUUGAUGACUUUAUCGACAGGUACACCACUCCCAGAAUGCCUUGGCAUGACAUCGCCUCCGUGGUUCACGGCCGAGCUGCUCGGGAUGUGGCCAGGCAUUUUAUCCAGCGCUGGAAUUUCACCAAGAUUAUGAAGCCAAAGUACCGCUCUCUGUCUUACCCGUUCCUGCUGCCCAAAUCUCACUCCACCGCCAAUGAGCACAAAUACCAGGUCCCGGGGAGUGUGAACGCCAAAGUGCAGGUGUUGCGGUCAGCUGCGGACUGGUCAGCAGGUAUAAAGUACCACGAGGAGUCCAUCCAUAACGCCUACAUCCAGGUCAUCGCCAAGAGCAAACACUACAUCUACAUCGAGAAUCAAUUUUUCAUCAGCUGUGCCGACAACAAAACGGUUUAUAACAAGAUUGGAGACGCCAUCAUUGAGAGGAUCAUCAGAGCGCACAAGGAGGGUAAGAAGUACCGAGUGUACGUGGUGACGCCGCUCCUCCCCGGCUUUGAAGGAGACAUCACCACGGGAGGAGGGAACGCCAUCCAGGCUGUCAUGCACUUCAACUACAGAACCAUGAUCAGAGGAGAACAUUCCAUCAUCUCCCAGCUAAAAAAAGAGAUGGAAGAUCAGUGGAUGAACUACAUCUCCUUCGCUGGACUGCGGACUCACGCUGAGCUGGAAGGACGCCUGGUCACAGAGCUCAUCUACGUCCACAGCAAGAUGCUCAUCGCUGACGACAACACCGUCAUCAUUGGUUCUGCAAACAUCAACGACAGAAGCAUGCUGGGUAAGCGUGACAGUGAGGUGGCGGUGGUUGUGGAAGACUCUGAAAUGGUGCCGUCUGUGAUGGACGGACAGGAGUAUGAAGCCGGAGCGUACGCGCUCAAACUGCGUCUGGAAUGUUUCAGGACCAUCCUGGGAGGCCACACGGACUCCAGCAUCGACCUGGUCGACCCCAUCAGCGAUCGCUUCUACAAGGAGGUGUGGAUGACCACAGCCGGCCGCAACGCCACCAUUUAUGAGAAGGUGUUUCGCUGCCUUCCCACAUCGCUGGUGAGAAACAUGUCGGAGCUGGAGAAGUACCAGACCACGCCUGGGCUGGCCCAAACCGAACACGCCCGCGCUCAGGAGGAGCUGCGCAAAAUCCGAGGUUUCCUGGUGCAGUUUCCUCUGGACUUCCUGUCCGAACACAACCUCAUGCCUUCAGUUGGAACGAAGGAGUCCAUGGUCCCGACCGAGAUCUGGACGUGAGGGCCGUGAAGUCCCGACUACAAACACACACACACACGGAGGAGAGCUUGACUGUCUGGACAGUCCCCGAAUGUUGAUGAAAUCACUUAUGAUUAUCCGUAACCAGACUUCAGACAGUGCUGGACAUUUAAAAAUCGCCCAGCAGAAUCACUACAGUGUAAAAAGUUUUUGCUUGUUAGUUGUUGGGUAUGUGCAAGGCAGCAUCUUUUGUGUUCCCGUUUUGAGGAAACCUGUGGACUUUAGGGAAUCAUUUUCACCUCUGGGUGUUGAAACGUUUCAAACAUGGAAAGAAACGAGCUGUUUGUUUAAGGGACCACGAAUAAGAAGAAGUAGGAAUUUAUCGAAAAAUAAAUAGGAAAUGCUGCUGUCUGUGAUGCUAUCGCUUCGGGUGUUGGUACCGUGAGUGAAGCUUUUGAGAAUGUUUUAAAGCAAAUUCACAAAAGGAUAAGUAAAGUUUAUGAUACAUGAAAUCCCUUUUAGCCAUUAAACCUGAUUAUGACAGGUUUGAAGUCGUAUGCAAUCAAGAUAAACCCACAGACAGUUUAUGGGCCUGUUUUUUUAGCUUUAAAAAGCAGUUCUCAUUUUGGCCACAAGAUGGUGCUACUUCCAUAAAAACAAGAACUGAGUCUCUUCUGUUUGUCUUGAUCUCAAGUGAGCAACUUUUAACUAAAUUAAAUGUACAAAAUAUAUAUAAAAAGACACUAUUUCCAUCUUUAGAGCUUUUAUGAUCUCAUGUAUUUUUGUCAAAUUGAUUUUAGAAUAUUUAACAUUUUUAGUCAGCACAUCUCUGUAAGACUUUUCCUUUUAGCUGCUUCACGUCUUCUAGUUUGUACAUUGGCAUUUAUGGUCGUAUUUCUUUUAGGUUCAUAUUUUUGGACACUUUUAUUUUUUAACACAAAUUCUCCAGAAUGUGAAAAUCAGUUAUUUGGAACCACAUAUUGAAGCCUGUGGCACAGUAACAGACAAACUCAAUCAAAAACAUAGCUUGACGAGGCCCCUCUUCUUUCUUCUUCUUCUUCCCAUGAGAACCCUUGAUCCUGUCUUGACAAAGACACCAUGCAUCCACUUUACGGAAUAUUACCACAUUAUGCGCCUCAAGAAGUUGAGCUCAAUUAUUCCAGGAAACAACUGGACUGGGACCAAAAAUGUUAAGCGAAGGAGUGCCAGAGAUGGACACUUUUAAGGCAUUAUUGUCUGUGAUUUUUAUCAAUGCUGUAUUUUUAUGUGUAUUAUUUAUGAAAUAAAAGGACUUUCCUUAAA
Oryzias melastigma (Indian medaka) is the source of this 4572-nucleotide messenger RNA. It is a transcript of the gene pld1a, whose product is annotated as phospholipase D1a. Gene Ontology annotation, molecular function: phosphatidylinositol binding; D-type glycerophospholipase activity. Gene Ontology annotation, biological process: intracellular signal transduction; regulation of microvillus assembly; cell motility. The record is from RefSeq and is a predicted model, not a curated record. The coding region runs from base 187 to 3312 and encodes 1041 amino acids. The transcript has 26 exons. Lineage: Eukaryota; Metazoa; Chordata; Actinopteri; Beloniformes; Adrianichthyidae.